AAACAUCACGGUGAAAUUGAAAAAUAGCACCCAAAACUCGCAUGACCAAAUGCUUUCGUAGCAACUCGGUCCGAAAAGUGGCCCAAUUUGCGGUAAAUGGGCCAAUCUGGCCACGCUGCUGACAUUUGAAUUCCGAAGUGUCUCAAUAGUGAAGAAAUCCGGAGAAACUAACCAAAUUAUCAAAGACAUUUAUUUUUCAAUGUUAUUUUUAAUUCGUUUUUGAUUUUCGCGAUUUCUUGGUGGGGUGGUGUUUAACAGUGUCGACAAUGUUCAGAAGGACGUGCCUUCAACUUAGAGCUCUGUCUCAAAGCUAUUUAACAAGUCAUCAAGAAAUUAACAUUAGGAGUUUGCCUGCAGCUUGCCUUUUUAGCAACAGUGCCUAUAUCAGCCCGAAUGAGCCCUUGCCGGACAAACCAUCCGCAACUGAAGCCCCUAAAAAGAAAAAAACGGCCCCAAUUCCCAGAAUAACCCUCCUGAAUGGUGCUGACAUUAGUAUAUCUACUUUGGAAGACGCUCAAAAAAUAGCCAAGCGCCGAGACCUUAAACUGAUAAAACUACUGGAUCUCGAUACGAAAACUGACCGGCCGGUAUACCGUCUCAUGACAGGGGCUGAAUAUCAUCAUGAAGAUUUAAAACAAAGGGAGACCAAAAAGGCAAUAAAGGCAAAAGGUGCAUUUAAAAAGGAAAAGUUGCUCAUUAUGAGUCAGAAUAUUACUGAGCACGAUUUGCAAACGAACAUCAAUAAGUUAUUGAAAUGGAUAAGCAGACGGUAUGAGGUUCGAAUCGUAAUCAACGGAAACUCGGAGAACAGCACUAAAUCUGAAAAUGUGUUUGCAACGAUCCAAAAAUCAGUAACUGAUCAAGGGCGAAUAGUCCAAAAACGACAAAAAGGAUCGGACAUAAAAUUCCAAAUAUUGCCCCCAAAAGAGCCCAAGCAAACCGACGACAGCGACCAGAACAAUGACGAUAAAGCGGAGCCCCCUCCAUGACUAGCCGUGGUUUUCGGAAUAGUCUCAUUACUGAGUUUCAAAUAUUAUAUUUACUAUCAUGUGUAUAAAAAGCCAGGUAAGAAACAAUAAAUCUACUCAUCAGCGGUAGCUUCUGACCGUAA
Messenger RNA from Dendroctonus ponderosae (mountain pine beetle), 1111 nucleotides. RefSeq names its product translation initiation factor IF-3, mitochondrial (gene mIF3). Gene Ontology annotation, molecular function: translation initiation factor activity; ribosome binding. Gene Ontology annotation, cellular component: mitochondrion. The coding region runs from base 267 to 989 and encodes 240 amino acids. The record is from RefSeq and is a predicted model, not a curated record. Lineage: Eukaryota; Metazoa; Arthropoda; Insecta; Coleoptera; Curculionidae. Gene Ontology annotation, biological process: ribosome disassembly; mitochondrial translational initiation. The transcript has 2 exons.